AUGGGGCUCCCCUUCACAUUCUCGGACCUCGUGAAGGCACCGAAGAUCAACCCUGUGAACAGGAAGGCCAGAACUGUGCCUAUGCUCAAUGUCGUCAACAUCUAUGGACGUGUAUUCUUCUUCUCAUGGUUCGGGUUCAUGAUCUCAUUCUGGGCAUGGUACACGUUUCCUCCUCUGUUGACACAUACGAUCAAAGCCGACCUGCACCUGAGCCCCCAACAAAUUGCCAACUCUAACAUUGUGUCGCUUUGUGCAACACUAAUAAUACGGUUCAUUGCUGGCCCCUUAUGUGAUCUGUUUGGUCCCCGAAAAGUCUUUGCCGGAUGCCUGCUCCUCGGAGCCCUACCGAUAGGUUUGGCCCCACUGGUCCAGUCCGCCAACGGUCUAUACGUGAGCCGAUUUUUCAUCGGAAUAUUGGGUGGUGCCUUUGUCCCAUGCCAGGUAUGGUCGACAGGAUUCUUCGACAAGAACGUCGUGGGCACUGCCAACGCAUUCACCGGUGGUUGGGGCAAUGCCGGAGGUGGCAUCACAUACUUCAUUAUGCCCGCCGUGUUCGACUCAUUCGUUGCCCACGGACACUCCAUGGACCAGGCUUGGCGACUCACCUUCAUCGUCCCCUUGAUCAUGCUCCUAUUUACCGGCAUCACGCUGCUUCUCCUAUGCCCUGACACUCCCGUCGGCAAGUGGAGUGAGAGGCACUCGCAUGUCCAGGAGAACCUCCACUCCCACGGUGUCAUGGGCGACGGCAUCGUCACCGUUCCGGGGAGCAUCAACGAGAAGCCCCUCUCCCCAACAGGCACCAGGGACGGCUCCGUCGACAAAGAAGACAAGGAUGAGAGCAAAUUGGAGGGUGCCGGCAGCCCCAACCCCUACGCCGACAACGAGGCGGUGCUGUCCAAGGACGAGCUGGUCCAGACCGCCCAGGGCGAGGUCAUCAUGAAGCCGUCGUUCAGCGAGGCCAUGAAGGUCCUCGCCAGCCCCCAGACGUGGGUGCAGAUGCUGUGCUACGCCUGCUCCUUCGGCGGCGAGCUGGCCAUCAAUUCGGUCCUGUCGUCCUACUACCUCAAGAACUUCCCGGCGCUGGGCCAGACCAAGGCGUCCAACUGGGCCGCCAUGUUCGGUUUCCUCAACUUCGUCACCCGGCCCCUGGGCGGCGUCGUCGCCGACCUGCUGUACAACAGCUUCGGCCGCAGCGUCUGGCUCAAGAAGGCCUGGCAGCACACCUGCGGCAUCAUCACGGGCGUGCUGCUCAUCAUCAUUGGCCAGGUCAACUCGCACCACCUGCCGACCUUCACGGGGCUCGUCGCGCUCAUGGCCAUCUUCCUCGAGGCCGGCAACGGCGCCAACUUUGCCCUCGUCCCGCACGUCCACCCCCAUGCCAACGGCAUCGUCAGCGGCUUCACCGGCGGCGUCGGCAACCUCGGCGGCAUCGUCUUCGCCGUCAUCUUCCGCUUCAUGGGCCACGGCUCGGACUAUGCCAAGGCAUUCUGGAUCAUCGGCUGCGUCCAUCUUGCUGUUAACGUCCUACUUGCCUGGAUCAAGCCUAUUCCGAAGGGCCAGGUUGGCGGCCAUUAA
Molecule: messenger RNA, 1575 nt
Organism: Diaporthe citri
Lineage: Eukaryota; Fungi; Ascomycota; Sordariomycetes; Diaporthales; Diaporthaceae
Exons: 3
Coding region: 1-1575 (524 amino acids)
Biological process (GO): nitrate transmembrane transport; nitrite transport
Cellular component (GO): membrane
Molecular function (GO): nitrate transmembrane transporter activity; nitrite transmembrane transporter activity
Source: RefSeq, a predicted model, not a curated record